Messenger RNA from Physeter macrocephalus (sperm whale), 4145 nucleotides. Its product is annotated as sprouty-related, EVH1 domain-containing protein 3. Gene Ontology annotation, biological process: negative regulation of MAPK cascade; multicellular organism development. The transcript is spliced from 4 exons. NCBI's taxonomy places the organism in Eukaryota, Metazoa, Chordata, Mammalia, Artiodactyla, Physeteridae. Gene Ontology annotation, molecular function: protein kinase binding. The record is from RefSeq and is a predicted model, not a curated record. The annotation marks the transcript as partial. Gene Ontology annotation, cellular component: membrane.
ACCACCUUGGAGUGUACCCUGCGGCCAGGCUUGGUUUACAACAAGGUGAACCCCAUCUUCCAUCACUGGAGCCUGGGUGACUGCAAGUUUGGGCUGACGUUUCAGAGUCCGGCAGAGGCUGAUGAGUUCCAGAAGAGCCUGCUGGCAGCACUGGCUGCACUGGGUCGAGGCUCGCUCACCCCCUCCUCCUCCUCCUCCUCUUCCUCCUCCCCUUCCCAGGAUACCGCAGACACUCCCUGCCCUCUGACGUCCCACGUGGACAGCGACUCCUCCUCCAGUCACAGCCACCAGGAGACGCCUCCCACCGCAGCGGCGGCCCCCAUCGUCACCGUGGAGUCAGCUUCUGGCUUCGGGCCGGCCACGCCCCCCCAGCGCCGCCGCUCGUCAGCUCAGAGCUACCCUCCGCUCCUACCGUUCACGGGGAUUCCGGAGCCUUCAGAGCCCCUGGCCGGGACAGGGGGGCUGGGCUGGGGCGGCCGCGGCUAUGAGGAUUACCGGCGAGCUGGGCCACCCGCACCCCUCGCCCUAUCCACCUGCGUCGUGCGCUUCGCCAAGACCGGCGCGUUGAGGGGCGCAGCCCUGGGGCCCCCCACAGCCCUGCCCGCCCCUCUCACCGAGGCUGCGCCUCCAGCGCCCCCGGCUCGCCCACCCCCGGGCCCCGGCCCGGCCCCUGCGCCUGCCAAGGCCUCCCCGGAGGCGGAGGAGGCGGCGCGCUGCGUGCACUGCCGCGCGCUCUUCCGCCGUCGCGCCGACGGGCGUGGCGGCCGCUGCGCCGAGGCCCCGGACCCGGGUCGCCGGCUGGUGCGCCGUCUCAGCUGCCUGUGGUGCGCCGAGAGCUUGCUCUACCACUGCCUGUCGGAUGCCGAGGGCGACUUCUCGGACCCGUGCGCCUGCGAGCCGGGCCACCCGCGCCCCGCCGCGCGCUGGGCCGCGCUGGCCGCGCUCUCCCUGGCCGUGCCCUGCCUCUGCUGCUACGCGCCCCUGCGCGCAUGCCACUGGGUCGCAGCGCGAUGCGGCUGCGCAGGCUGCGGGGGUCGCCACGAGGAGGCGGCGCGGUGAGGACGGCCUGGUGGGUCCGGUAGCCGGACCAAGGACCCAAAAUUGAGGGUCCAGGACCCCGGACUCCGUUCGGACCCCAAACCCAAACCUAGGCACACCCGGAACUUGGAGCUUGAGUUUGGAUUGAGAGACCCCAGACCUGGAACCUGGACCCCAAAUGUAGGACUGAGAGACCCCAGAACCAGCUUCAUUGGGAUGUCUGUCCAAGAGGUCCCAGGCAUCCUGAGUUCUGGCAUCCCCGUUCUCCAUCCCCACUCCGCCCUGCUCUGGCCUAGACUGAGGAGAUUCCAGGGAUGCCCAGACUCUUCACCUCAGGCAGGCAGGGGAGCACACGGAUCCCUGAGAAUCGGGCUCUGAAUCCUGACUCCCUGUUCAAAUUACCAAUCUAGACCCAGUCAUGCCUGGCACCAUGAACCCUCAAAUUACAGCCCCAGAAUUAGGAGUUGCCGGUACCUGACCCUGCCUGUAUACAAUUACUCCCAGAUCUUGAGACCCUAAGACCCAGAAUCACCCCCAUAUCGUUCCUGAAUGCUCACCUAAAACUCGGAGCACCUGUAUCUGAGAUGUUCUUGUAGCCCCAGGACUUCUUAGAUACCGAAUCCUCUUAAGAUACUCUGAGUCCUUGGAUGUGCUCAAACGGAUGUUCUCUGACCCAAAUGACUUGGGAGACCCAUCUCAGAGCCCUCCUCCCCACACGCACACUGCCCAAGAUCCAGAAUUAAGACUCAAAGAUGCUCUGUGAGCCAGGGAUCAAAGAAGUCUGUAGACCACCAACACCAAGCCUGUGUUCCCAGGAGCUUUCAGUUUCAUAUGUAGGACUCUGAGGUGCCUAGUCCCGCAGAUGUAAGACUGGAGGCAACCAACACCUCAGGGCCCAAGACAUUGGUCCCAACCCCUCAGAUAGCCCUCUUCCAAUCCUCCUUGGACUUGCAUUUCAAGCCCCAGAAUGUCCUGGAAUCUUUGGCUUCUUCGUACCCACAGAUUCCCCAAUCCACUAAAGGCUGGGAGCCCAGCUCCCACAAGAUGGGAUGUUCGUGGCAACUCAGACCUCUGGCCCCUUGCCCCUGAGUGACCCCAAGGUGCCACGGACCCCCAAAUUCAGCACUCAAGCUUACACAAUAUUGGGAUUGUCCCUGACCCAAGACCUUGGUCCCUCCGUACCAGAGACAGAUCUGAGGCUCCCCGGGACCCUAGCACCUUCAGAUCCCAGAUUUCUUUGGACUCAAACCUCUCUAGCUUGAUAUUUCCCAGGCCCAGCUUGUGCAUCCCCUGAGAACUGCUGCCCGUAGAAUCCUGCCAUCCAUACGCCCCUGAAACAACAAGUUCCCAGACACUGGAAUUCUAGUCCCAAGGGCUCCAGCCCAAGCUCUCAGUAUCCCACAGAACUACCCCUUUACCCUAAGGGGAAAAAAAUAUUUUGAGCUAAUGUUCCUGGAUUCCAGGACCACCCAAGAGCACCCCUGCUCCUAUCUCUAGGACCCAGCAUUGCUGUAGAUGAUUGUGCAGGGCUGUUCAUGAAGCAAAGGCACACAGCCAAGGUGGUGAGUGGGGCUGGCCAUGCUGUGCCCUCAGAGGAAGGUGUGCAUUGUACAAAGGCAACUAGAUAUGGCUCUACUGGCACAAAGGCCACACACAUACACACACACACACACACACACUCUGUCUCUCUCUCUCUCUCUCUCUCUCUCUCUCUCUCUCUCUCUCUCUCUCUCUCUCGCUCUCGCUCUCUCGCUCUCUCGCUCUCUCGCUCUCUCCAGCCUUGCAGACUCUCUUCCAAGCCCAACUUUGAGUCCUAGCCCUAGUCCAGGCCUUUUAUGAUCUGCCCCUCUGUUAACUCCUUCUCUUCCAUUUCAGAGUUGGGGGUUGUUUUGGAAAGUUUGAAAGCAUGGUUCAUGGCCCAUUGAGAGUCCUCUUCUGGGGAAGGGGGAUUCCAAGGUCUCUUUCCCCUGAGUGGAAUGGGACUUCUAGUGUACCACAGAUCUGAUGGCCUCCUGCAUGGGUGGGGGGGUAUCACGGUCUUGGAGCAACACAAUCUCAAUGUUGUACGGGCUUGGGACCUGCAUCUGGUCCCGAGCACCUUGAAAUGUGCACUUACCUUUCCUCAUUAUCCAGACUUGGAUAGCCUUGUGGGGGUUCAAGGGAUAGGUCAAGGGGGCCAGAGGGGUGGAUCCUCCUGUCACUUCCUUUAAAUUAUUAACUAUUUAUUACAUCCGGAACCUGUGAGAUUCAGCUCUCUCAAGCAGACCCUGGGAUGGGUGAGAGAAAAGGGGGGUGUCCCUCCCAUCCCCACUCUGCCCAGCUCUCAUCACUGUCAGACCCACCAGAGCUGAGGGCGGAGGGACUGGGGGCUGGGGCAGCCUGGGUCCCCAUCCCCCUCUCUGUGCCUCGGUCUCCUCCCUUCCGUGGUGGGCGGGGAGAAGCUCCAUUCUUAACCUACCUCGUUUUGGGGAGGGGUGGGACGGGGGACCAGAGUGCUGUAAGGUGCUGCGGGAUCUGCGGAUGAAGUGGGGGGCUGGGGGACGGUUCCCUGGCUCCCACCUCCCAGCACCGCCUCUCCCAGGUCUCCCAGUCCUGCUCCCUGCUGAUACCCACCUCUGAUCCAUGAUUGCUCUUCAUCACCCCUAGAUCAGGGGGUGCAUGGAGGGAUGAUCCUGGGAGCCAGGAAGACCUCAGACCCUGGAGCCCCCAGGCCCAGUUUCCCAGCUGCUUGCCCCUCAGAUUGGAUGCUUGGCCCCCAUACUUGGGAGAGGCACCCCGACAUUUAUCUUCCUGAUCUUGAUUCUAAGCCAGUCUGUGACCUCAAUGUUGUUAUCAGGGCAGGCUGAAGUAGCGGGGGAUGAUGCGGGCCGAAGACCCAGCCUUGUCAUCGGGGGAGGGGGCAUGAGAUAUCGGCUCCAAGAAAUGUCUGUGACAAAGUCUCAGCCUGUGUUCUUUAUUUGCAUUGAUGCACCCCAUCCAUUCACCUUCCUGAACCACCAGACCAGUCCCCUACCCAAAUCCUCCUUUCCCCUUCCCAUCCUUUCGUCCCAAGCAGACCCUCCAGCUGAAUUUUAUACCUCCAGUCACUCUACAUUUAUUGGACACCC